This is a messenger RNA of Hypoxylon fragiforme, 3479 nucleotides long. RefSeq lists its product as uncharacterized. The transcript has 5 exons. NCBI's taxonomy places the organism in Eukaryota, Fungi, Ascomycota, Sordariomycetes, Xylariales, Hypoxylaceae. The record is from RefSeq and is a predicted model, not a curated record. The coding region runs from base 520 to 3033 and encodes 837 amino acids.
UUCACGUCAUCAAGACCUAAUACUUGGGCAAGAACAACCAAAGAUGGACAGCCCACAUCCCACUUCGGAGGAAAAGGUACUUGUUAAUCAUGCCAAUAAACAAUGUUUUAUCGUGUACCUGGAAGUUAGCUCUCGGGCAGCUGCAUUCGCUCGUUUUGGAUAUUGCCCAUGUAUGUACGUCAACAUAUACAACAUAUACAACAUAUACAACAUACAUACAUCAAAGUAUAUAAUAAACACCUUUGCCCCUCCAUUCGUCUUGACUUUUGCUUUGAUUCUCCAUUUCUCACCUUAAAAUACUCUACAUCGUACACUCAGAUAUUUCAUAAGUCUAUACCAAUAUCUAUACCCAUUCCAUAUUCAUACUCAUAUUCAUACUCAUAUUCAUAUACCCCCUAGCCUAAUACUGUAUACUUUCUACGUGAUACCCCAACCUAAUCCUCUUUCCCAUCCUCUGUCUCACUCUCCUCGUCCCCGAACAAGAUAUUUGAUAUCAAGAUACCCCAUCAUAACGCAAACAUGACGAGCGUAAACAAACCAACAGAUGUCAAGCAAAAGGAGGCGGAUGUAAACAGGAAGCUUCAGAUAUAUGGCAUCAUCAACGCUUUCCAAAGCGGCAAAGUUCCUUCUAAUGAUCAGAUCGACGUUGCCCUAAACAGUUUCCUGGAAUCCAAGGCAUUAGCGACUCCUUCAAAGAAGCUUUCAUCCGAGGGACGAGAGUUGGUCGCGGAUUUCAAGGACAUCGUAGUACAAGCAAAGAAACUGCUUCUAUCCAAGAACGAGGGGAAUCUUCUCCAAGAUUUUAUCUGGCAAACGCAGCAGUUCGAUCCGAGUGUGGUGAGCGUACCCAACGCGCCAGUCGACAAGGAUACGGUGAAGCAGCACGGGGACAAGGCCCUCGAGGGGCUUCGUACCCUAGGAACUUUGAUCAUUACCAAUGGUCAAUUCCGCAAGCUUCUCAAUGACGCCACUGUACUUCUACGCGACAUUGCUGGUGACGCUGCCAGCAAUGCCGGAAAUAAACUUCGUCCUUCCGGCGAAGUUCUCAAUCAAAUUGAUAGGCCCGCCGACGAUAACACCUGGCACGAUGCUCCAAACUUCUCCAAGGAAACCGUUAAGUCCCAGCUGCAGAGUGUUUACAAGAGCAACCCAACACAGGAUGCCAAAGGUGCCGUGGCUUCGGGAGCGCAAGCAGCCCGCCAGUCGGAUGGAACCACUGGUGAUCGCAUAAAUGCUGUGCAGAAUGCGGCAAGUAGGGCUACUGAUCAAGCCAAGUCUAAUAUCGAUCCGGAGACUCGAGAGUCCACGAAGCAGACCACUCAAGAAUAUCGCGCUCGCACUAAGCAGUAUCUAUCCAAGAAGAUGCCAGAAGAGCGUCGUGACCAAACUAUCUGGCGCCUAAAGAAAAUGGUUGUUGAAUGUCAGCAACACCCUGACUAUAACCAAGCUAUUACCACGUUACUCGAUUUGGCUGAGCAGUACGGAUCCCAUGGUAGGAGCCUUGCCGCUGGCGGUACUGGCACUGUUAAGGAGACGCGCUCUAGCCUCGCCGCCGCCGAAGCUGACCUGAAGACAUUGAUUGAGCGAUUUGCCAAUGGAACCUCAAGCGACGACCUCUGGGAUUCGAUCAACACCAUUUAUGAAGAUGCCGACAAAGAUGCUGAGCUUAAGAAUUGGUUCAGAUCACUCGAUACUUAUAUCCGCAAGUGUCUCCAACAGCCCGGAUACAUCAUGGAGGAUGUUUCAAAUGAGGAGUGGCAUGUGUUGUAUGACCACGGCAACUACCUCCUUCGUGAGAAGUACAGGACCCACACCGAUCGUGUUGUCGAUGAGAUCAAGUUCCUGGCCGACCAGUUUGACCAAGAUCCUCAGAAUAAGGCUUUUGCAGCUUCCCUCCAGAAGUUGUUUAACGAUCUUGGUACCGACGAGAGUGGCAAAUCCGCUUUCAAACCUCACCUUGUCAAGGAUCUAACCGAUGUAAUCAUCCCUGCUGCAUUUGAGGAGGUUGCAUACAUUCCUAUUCCUCGUAUUGAAUAUUCCGAUCCCGAGAUUGAUGCCGUGGUGGAGAAUCUCGUGUUGGAGAGCGACAACUUCAUGCCGAAUGUGCUAGAGGUUGCCAGCGACAACUAUUUCCGCUGGGGUCGCAAGAAGAUUGCCAGCAAGAACAAGACGUCGAUGGACAUCAAAGUCACGGGCAUCCAGAUGGACUUGCGCGAUGUUAGCUUCCAUGUCAAGCGCAAGCAGGGCUUCCCCUCCAUCACCGACACCGGUGUUGCUAACAUCAAAAUGGGUGGUGACGGGUUCUGUUUCCGCUUGAAGAUGUCUACAGCAGAUGAGAAGGAUCGACAGCAUUUCUUCAAGAUCGACAAGGUUGAUGUCGAUGUCAAACACCUGCAGAUUAAGCUUGUCAAGUCGAACCACAAGAUUUUGUUCGGUCUCUUCAAGCCCAUCAUGCUCAAGGUUCUUCGCCCAGUGAUCCAGAAGACUGCUGAGAAGCAGCUGAAGGAUCAAUUUACCCAAUUUGAUCAACUAUUGUACCAGAUCAAGCAGGAGGCCGACCGGGCGCUUGACCAAGCUCGCGAGGAUCCUGAGAAUGCUCCCAACAUCUACAACAGAUAUGUCAGUGCCGCUCAGAAGCAAAUGCUUCAGGGCAAGAAGAAGGCCGAAGCUGCUGUGGCUGACAAAAAGGUCAACAUGGCUGUGACCAAGGAGGACAGCAUCUUCCCCAACAUUCAUCUACCUGGUGGCAUCUCAUCUAAAGCUACUGAGUACAGAGAGUUGGCCCGCAAGGGUGAGAAAUGGGAGAGCCCAGUGUUCUCAAUCGGGGCUGCGUCCAAGAGCACCAACCUGCCUCCUGCUCCUCACGUCACCCGUAAGUCGCAUGCCGUGGGUAGCAACACCACCAGCACCCACUACACCAAUGGCAACUCGAAUGGAAACUACUCGACUGGCCAAUACACCAACGGCAGAAUUGCGGACCACAAGAAUGAAUAUGCUCCGACAACCACUGCGCCUAACACUCUUACAAUCUAGGAAGCGUAGAGUGAGUGCGUAUGCCGCUCCUGUCUCAUCACUACACUUUUAGUGAUGACGAUGGGAAGUAACGAGAAUGAAAAAAGGUGUUUGAGGGGAAGGGGAAAAUAAUGAGGUGGUAUGAUAUGACAGGCAGGAGUCAAUGAUGGUUAUACCCGGAGAUACCCAGGAAUAAGAAAGAUUUUGCUUGGAAAGAUUCCCAAAGGCGAGAAGAGGGAACGAAGUUGGUGAUUACUGCCUGUCUACGGACCUAAUUUUUGUAUAUUCCCUUUGUUUUUCUGUUCCUUGCAUUAAAUACCUACUUAGUAUCUGCUUAGUUAGCAAUGUUUAUGCGCGAUUCCAUUUCAAACAUGAAACAUGAAACAUGAUAUUCAGGAUAUAAUGCCAUGUGAUUGAUUGCUGUAGUUUUCAAGUGUUGUUGCUGCUGUUGCAAAUUUGUAUAUCGU